Aspergillus aculeatinus CBS 121060 is the source of this 1943-nucleotide messenger RNA. Its product is annotated as putative COP9 subunit 3. NCBI's taxonomy places the organism in Eukaryota, Fungi, Ascomycota, Eurotiomycetes, Eurotiales, Aspergillaceae. Gene Ontology annotation, biological process: ubiquitin-dependent protein catabolic process. The coding region runs from base 394 to 1881 and encodes 495 amino acids. Gene Ontology annotation, cellular component: COP9 signalosome. The record is from RefSeq and is a predicted model, not a curated record. The transcript has 5 exons.
CUGGAACUUAUUACACAAUAUUAAAACAUACUCCGUAUGUCGAGAUUACAUCUCACACUCUGAAUUGACCCAGCUGCAUACAAUCUUACUACAGGCCUAUUUAUCCUAAAGGCGGCAUCCUUAGCAUAACGUCCGUGGGUCACGUCGGCCGAAUCCCAUGUUCAACCUCGGCAGCAUCUUCUAGCUAGUGGAGAACAUCAUUUACCUUCUUCACCCAGCCCAUGCUCAUGCUAUUUUGACGCCUCAACCAUCACUCUGGGCAUUACCUCUAUUGCACCAUACAUAUGAGAUUGCGUCAAUCAUUUAAACCUUGAAAGCCAGCCCUCAUUUGGGCGCAGAGGUUACUCAGUCUUCCUCGAGGCAUCAAAACAAACCCGAUCCUAUAGCCUAAUCAUGGCAGAGUCUGUUCAGCAAAUUAUCUCUUUAUCAUCCCAUCUGCAUUCUCCCAAUCUCUUAUCUGAAACCGACUAUGUAAACCGGGUCCAGGAAUUGGUCGCUAUUCUUAGGCGAUCAAGUCAGAGCCUUCUCAGCGAGACUGUCUUGACUGACCUGAGUCCCCACGAGCACACUUUACCCUACUUAUUCGUGUUGCUCCAUCAGAUUGACUUGGCACGCAGCAGAACAAGAAGUGCUUUGCCAGACGACAUAAAGCCCGGUGGCCGACUAUGGUCUCCAGCUGUACAGUUUUUGAGAGAGUUCAAAGGACCUCAAGUUCAUUUUGCGGGCCAUGAAUGGCGUCAACUUGUGAAUAUGAUUCUAGAUGCCGCAGAAGAUGACUCGAAGCCAGUAUUAGCAGUCUGCGUGCUGAGUGGCGCAAUAAUGCGAAUUGAUCAAAACGUGUGUGAAUUCACCUCGUUGCACCCAAGGUUCCUCCGACUGUGCCUGCUAUCGCAGUCUUACAGCUAUGCAUUGCCUGUACUUGAUAAACACAUAUCCAGUAGUCAUACAAGCUUGGAGCAGCCUGCCCGGGGUGACAACAGAUACAUGCUAGCCUUAAACCACGAUGCCAACGAUUUUAUUGCAGAAGCACCCGACAUCUCUGCCAGACUGACACACAAGGAUAUUGCGCAGUAUUAUCUCUACGGUGCCAUGAUAUACAUGACACUUAAAGAGUGGGAUAAGGCCUUGCACUGGUUGAGUAUUGUGAUCUCUUUCCCUGUUGUCAAUUCAGUGAGCAAAGUCAUGAUUGAAGCAUUCAAAAAGUGGGUGCUUGUGGGUUUACUGAGACACGGCAAGCUGGUUACUGCUCCAAAGAUAAUAUCCUCGCAUGUUAUGAAGAUAUACCAAGCCGUCGCAAGACCCUAUCUUUCCCUCGCAGAUGCUUUUGAAAAGUCGGACGAGCAGAGAUUGCGCACGGAGGCGGAUUUGGGAAAAUCAGUUUGGUGUGCUGAUCUCAAUUCUGGCCUUGUUCGCCAGCUUUUCCAGGCCUAUGACAUGUUUCUUGUACUCAAACUUUGCAGGGUUUUCUCCGCUCUGACAACAAGAGACAUCGCAGCAAAAGCGGCGUCUUCAGGCUUGGUUUCAUCAGCGAAGAUCGAGAGUUUGAUUGCGUUUCUUGUAAUGUCUGGAGUGCUAGGGGCACGACUCUUGCAAAGGCCUUGCGAUCUAUCUCUCAGCAUGUUGCGUUUCCCUAAGUCCAUACAGCCUUAUUGCAGUCGAAGCAGGAUGAGGGUUGGGCUAAUGAGGAAAAGCCAUGCACUCGAGCUCUUGAGCCACAACUGCGGGGAAUGUAACAAUGAGUUAAAGAUAGGCCGUGAGAACAUCGAUGUCCUUGUAAGAUGCCAGGGGUGGUCUGGUGUUACAGGAAAGGGAGGCGGCAAGGGCAGUAUCGAUCAUGCUGCUUUCGGGGUUGAUGAAGACAUAAUGGGAGAUCUUAGCUAGAUGUUCGUCAUCCUUAAGUAUUAAUUUCAAGUAUCUAUAUUCUAACAUAUAUUUUGUCAGGG